Cyprinodon variegatus (sheepshead minnow) is the source of this 2864-nucleotide messenger RNA. Its product is annotated as zinc finger protein 37 homolog. The record is from RefSeq and is a predicted model, not a curated record. The transcript is spliced from 5 exons. The coding region runs from base 36 to 1316 and encodes 426 amino acids. Gene Ontology annotation, molecular function: DNA-binding transcription factor activity; RNA polymerase II cis-regulatory region sequence-specific DNA binding. NCBI's taxonomy places the organism in Eukaryota, Metazoa, Chordata, Actinopteri, Cyprinodontiformes, Cyprinodontidae. Gene Ontology annotation, biological process: regulation of transcription by RNA polymerase II.
UGUGAUCUUCCGAUCUCUGAGUCUGCGCAGCAACAAUGUGUUCAGUUCAGCCUCUGAGAGAGUUUAUCAGACAGAGACUAACUGCUGCUGCUGAAGAAAUCUUCUCAGAGGUGGAAAAAACCAUCAUCCAGUACGAGGAGGAGAUCGACCGUCAGCGCAGCUGGAGACCUCGAACCAAACAGAACCAAGCAGGAGGCUGUGGGGAGAAUUCGCUUGAACGUGGAGACGCUGUAGAUGAAAUCCAUCCUCCAACACGGCACGCUGUCGCUUUCCCACCAGGCACUGCAGGACGGUCGGCUCGGUCGGACUCUGGUCUUCGCUAUGAUCAUCUCUGUGAGGAUGACAGCUGCAAUGAGCAGCAGCUCUUUACCCGCAGGGUCCAGGAGGAAUUGGGAGCUCUACAAGAAGAACUGCAACUUCCAGAGAUUAAAAAGAAGAAAAGGAAACAACCACAAGCUCCAGAGGUUAAAGAAGAACAUGAAGAACUAUCUAUCAGUCAGGACGCUGAGCAGCUGCUUCUGAAGAAGGAGACAGAAACACUAAUGGUGACCGUUGAUUAUGAGGAAACUGGCAACAGUGAACCAGAACCAAAUGGUGAACAACUUCUCCCUCAGAGAUCUCCGAAAGCUGAGAAUCAAGAGUCGGGAUCGAGCAGGUCUGAAGAGCCAGAAACAAACCGUCCAUCAAUAGAGAGUCAAUCUGACCAAAAUACAAACAAAACUUUAUUCAAAUGUGAUUUCUGUGAUAAAGAAUUUAGGUUUCAAUAUGCAAUGAGAAGGCAUCGGAAAAUCCAUACAGGGGAAAAGCCAUUCUCAUGCAAAACAUGUGGGAAGAGUUUCAUCAGAAAGUUUGCUUUACUGACCCACAUGAGGGUCCACACCGGGGAGAAGCCGUACUCAUGCACCAUCUGUGGUAAAUGUUUCCGAUGCAGCAGCGACUUGUCGAAGCACACAAACAUCCACUCCAGUGAGAAACCAUAUUCCUGUGAAACCUGUCUAAAGAGCUUCACUACGAAGCGCAGCUUGAUCCUUCACAGAAGAUGUCAUUCUGAGGAAAGGCCCUACUUCUGUCCCACAUGUCACAAAGGUUUCAGGAGAAGCGACAACCUUUCAGUCCACAUGAGAACUCACAUGGAUGAGAAGCUGUUCACGUGUGAGUUUUGUGGCAAAAGUUUUAAUCAAAACGUGCAUCUGGUGAUCCACAGGAGAACACACACAGGGGAGAGCCCGUACCCCUGCAACCAGUGUGAGAAAAGAUUUAAAAACAGAUCAGCUUUGAACAGCCACCUCAGACUGCACACUGAAAACCCACUUUAGAGCUUCAUAAUUCUAAUUAUGAUAAUUAAUAAUUAGAAUUAAUGAUUCUUAUCAUUUUCAGGAAGGAGCAGCUUUCUCCCUUGUUCAGAACAGGAGUUCUGGUGAUUGGUGCAAUUAGAUUUUCUAAAAGGAAGUUUUUUAUUAUCUUUAACUUUUUGUGUCCUUUAAGUUUUUCUGUGGAGGUGAAAAGCGAAAAUCUGCAUGAACAAACUUGUCUUUGUCUGUAUGGUGACUAGGGGAGCUAUAGGAGGGCUAUUUUCCUACCUUCUCUGCUUACUCUGCCUGCAGCUGAUGCUAAGCUAGCUAACCUGUAGCUGAAUGUUUGAACUCAAGAGUAGGCUAUUUUUGCCCUGUCCCAAUAGUCACACUCCCGACCUUGUGUCCCACUGUUGCAGAUUCCCGCUGAGGGUUUGCAGUAUCUAGGGUAUCCUGAUUCUCUAGAGCGCUCUGUUGUGAUGCCCCCUACGCCUAAUUGGUCCACACCAGAUUAAGGCACACUUCAAAACAGACUUCAGUGAAGUGUACCCACAAUUCAUUGCUGCUGACAUUUUUGAAAUAAACAGCAGAAAUGUGGGGAUUUUCACCAGCCCAGCUCCAGUGCUUGUUACAAAAAAAAUAAGUUCUUCAAAUGUAAAGAUUGAGAUUAUUGACUUUGUACUGCACUCUACAUAUGGGAAUAGCAUGGAGAUUUUGCUCUGUAUUCAACGAGUAAAAAACAAAGCAGCCACAUAUCUGGGGCCAUUGCUUUAGAAUCUAUAAAGGCUCAUAUUGUACAUGUAAAACCACGCUACCACGUUCUUAAAAUGUACACUAUAAUUGGCGUAUGUCAAAUUCACUCAUUUUCACGGUCGGAUGAGAGGACUUUCAUGCUGUACCAUUUCAACAGAUUUUCAUGCUUGUAACCUGUCUACUCUAACCCUUUAGUGCACUUCCACCAGGUUUACACUUCAGAGGAGUGUAGGGUGUAGUGUGAGUAUUGAGACAAGGACAUUGUGGCCUAAUCCCCAACCGCUUCCUAAGCACUAACCCUUAACCAGCCACCCCUCAUGGUCCCACCAAUCAUCCAGCACACAUGCUGUGCCUUCUCUUGUCCUUAUAGUGAAAAAAUAAAAUAAAACUACAGGGUUUGGGAUGACCCUCAAUCUGGUGCACCCUCUGUGGGAACACGCAAACUGAGGGUUAGUGUUUAGCGAUAAUGUUUAAGGGGGGAUUGUGAUUGGGCCUGUUUUUUUUUUUUUUUUUUUACUUAACUGUUAGAUUUAUCGGAGCCGUAAUUACGUUCCGCACACAAAAAACCUGCAGGGCAGGGUUUGACAUGCGUCAGGAUGUAUGAAAUAAAUGGUGCAUGAAAAUGUUGUUCGUCAUGCAAACUUUUAACUGACAAUAAUAAAUUAAAAACUGAUGAUGUGAUUCCAUUUGUUUGUUUUUGACUCAAGGACUCUUGUACCUGAUGCUUUUUCAUGAGUUUGAGCUUUUAUGAUUUAAACCUGAAAGAUGACACUGAUUCACAUUUAGCUUCAAAUAUUAAAUGUAACACACCAUAAUAAA